Molecule: messenger RNA, 1452 nt
Organism: Cryphonectria parasitica EP155
Lineage: Eukaryota; Fungi; Ascomycota; Sordariomycetes; Diaporthales; Cryphonectriaceae
Exons: 2
Coding region: 1-1452 (483 amino acids)
Biological process (GO): transmembrane transport
Cellular component (GO): membrane
Molecular function (GO): transmembrane transporter activity
Source: RefSeq, a predicted model, not a curated record
AUGGCCCAAGGCGCCCCUCCUGAGCUCCCGAACCUGGUCGCAGAAGUGGUCUUCGUCCUUACCUGCACAGCCGGCCAGCUCGUCUUCGCCCUCCUCAUUGGCCAUGUCACAGUAACACAAGCUGUUUUCGGCGCCGCGCUGGGCAUUCCGCCAUCCCAGAUCCCGUGGCUCAUCGGUGCUUUUAUGCUCGCAGCCGGCUUGUCCGUCGUGAUUUCUGGUUCGCUGGCUGACCUGGCGCCGCCGAAACCGCUCAUGGUGGGAGCGUUCCUCUGGGAGGCAGUGUGGAGCGUGGUGGCGGCUGUGGCGAUCAGCCCGCGGCUCAAGAUCCUCUUCUUCGUCUCGAGAGCGAUGCAGGGCCUUGCCGUCGGCGUGCUCGUGUCGGCAUCCAUGAGCAUCCUCGGCCGCGUGUACAGCCCCGGCAUCCGCAAGACAAAAGUCUUCAGCCUGAUGGCGGCGGGCUCGCCGUUCGGGUAUCUUCUGGGCUGUCUGCAGGCUGGGGCCUUGAGCUCGCACCUCCCGUGGAUCUUUGGCAGCACGGCGGUCUUCCUUGCAGUCUGCGCACUCGCGGCUCAGCUCACAAUCCCUUUCCUGCGGCCAGCCAGGGAUAGUCUCCAUACUGAAGCGCCAUCAUUACGCCAGUUCGACUACGCCGGCGCCGCCCUGGCGUCUGUGGGGUGUAGCUUGGUGGUCUUUGGCCUCACGCAGGGUUCCUCGGCGCACUGGAAUCCAUACACGUACUCCUCGAUUAUCCUCGGAGUUCUUAUGCUUGUGGGCUUUUAUUUCUUGGAACAGCGGGUCGCUCGCCCGCUGAUUCCCAAUAAACUCUGGCAGACACCCGGGUUUACUGCCCUUCUCGUUUCGUAUUUUCUGGGCCUUGGAGCGUACUCUGGCGCAUGGCAAUUCUAUGCCAUCCAGUUCUGGCAGCGCUACCAAAACGCCACGCCGCUGACCGCUGCCCUGUACCUCCUCCCCAACGGCAUCGUCGGCGUCUUCGCCGCCUACAUCGUCUCCAAGACUCUGCACGUCGUGCCCACUCAUGUGAUUCUCACCGCCAGCAUGAUCGCCUUUGGCCUCGGCCCCGUCUUCUUCCUCUCGCAAACCCCAACGUCCAAGUACUGGGCGCUAUCCAUGCCAGGCGUGGCCCUUGCGACGUUCGGCCCUGACAUGAGUUUUGCGGCCGCGGCGAUUUUCAUUACGAGUAGUGUGCCGAGGAGCUAUCAGGGCGCGGCGGGAAGCCUGCUGGUCACGGUGCAGAAUCUCACCAUGGCGGUCAUGACCAGUGUCAGCGGGGCAAUCGGCACGAGGGUUGAGACGCUGCCGACGGGGGAGAUUGGGCUGAGUGGUAUCAGGGCAAUCUGGUGGUUUGGGCUGGCGGCGGCGCUGGUAGGGGCGCUGAUUACGGCGACAAUGGUCCGAAUCCCGAGGGCAGAGGAGAAGGAACAUGUGCAGUGA